This is a messenger RNA of Stegastes partitus (bicolor damselfish), 1171 nucleotides long. RefSeq names its product transmembrane protein 230-like. Bases 132 to 497 code for a protein of 121 amino acids. Gene Ontology annotation, biological process: synaptic vesicle transport. Gene Ontology annotation, cellular component: endomembrane system; synaptic vesicle. Lineage: Eukaryota; Metazoa; Chordata; Actinopteri; Pomacentridae. The transcript is spliced from 4 exons. The record is from RefSeq and is a predicted model, not a curated record.
AUAAGGAAGUUGACGUAGUUUUUCAUCAAUGACAACAAUGUGGAUGUGGCAGCGCUGUGCAGCAGUUUGAGCCACAAGGAGACAUUUGUGGUGUUUAAUUACACCUCCAGUAAAGCAGCUCCUGUGCCAUAAUGAAGGCAACUAGAGGCAACAUGCUGGCUGCUGGAAUAUCCAACAACAAGGUCAAAUAUUCACGGCUGACUGCCGAUGAUGACGGUUACAUAGACUUACAGUUCAAGAAAAGCCCCCCGAGGGUCCCGUACAAGGCAAUCGCACUGGCAAUAUUCCUGUUUCUGAUCGGCUCCUUACUGAUCAUCUUUGGGGCCCUUCUUCUCUCAGGAACCAUCCAGGUUGAGCAUCCCGACCGCACCAUUCCUGUCAUCAUCAUAGGAAUCGUGGUCUUCCUUCCUGGAUUUUACCAUUUGAGAAUCGCCUACUACGCCGCCAAAGGUCACCGGGGUUACUCCUACGACGACAUCCCAGAUUUUGGCGACUGAGCCACAUGGCAGCUGCUGAUUUUAUUUCAUCAUUUUUGCCUCACUGUGUAUCCUGAGACUGUUGCCUGCUGUUUACUUUUCUGAAUGUAUGUAGCAAAGAAAAGCGAAAUCUUUUCACCAUUUAGUUUUGGUGAUUUUUAUUUUUCUUAUCACACGUCUUGUUUUCGCUCGUCUCUGUGCUGUUUUACUCCACACAGAAGCUUUGACGGACCUUAGAGACUUUAUAUUUGCAGCUUUAUUAAGAGUGAAACGAGCACUUAAUGAGUAGAGGAGCAGCUGCUUCUGCAACUUUUUUUAUUUUUUUUGCUGGAAUAAAACUCACCAAACAUUUGAGACAUAACAAGCGGCGAGUCUGUGCAGAUGCCUUUCAUUUACCGCUCGAGGAGUCCACAACUGAGAAUCUUUGUGCUCUUUGCACAGUAGUUUUGUAGUGUCUUAAAUAUAUAUAUUCUAAAAGUUAUUAUAUCACAAGAAACAUAGGAGGGUAUAUUUCUCCUGAAGGAUUGCAGAAGUAUCAAAACUGGUUAUAUUUUUGAAAGAAACGUAUUAAUUUCUGUGUAAAAUAUUGCUGUUUGUGUAUAUUCUGUCGCUUUUGAAUAUUUAAGAAACUUGUAUUUUUACAUAUUUUUGCUUGAUUGAAAAAAAUGUGUAAUAAAAAGUGAAAUACAACUAAA